Messenger RNA from Odocoileus virginianus texanus, 2212 nucleotides. It is a transcript of the gene CCL27, whose product is annotated as C-C motif chemokine ligand 27. Gene Ontology annotation, biological process: immune response. Gene Ontology annotation, cellular component: extracellular region. Gene Ontology annotation, molecular function: chemokine activity. The record is from RefSeq and is a predicted model, not a curated record. Lineage: Eukaryota; Metazoa; Chordata; Mammalia; Artiodactyla; Cervidae.
CAGACUGGAGGGUGGGUGAGAGACUCGAAGGCCUCUGGUAUUAGAAAUUCCAAGAUGAGUGACCUCUAGGUUAUGGCCACCCUCAAGAAUGGACAGAGGCUGUUGAGGCAUUUCCUCACAAUGUCUGCAUCAAGAACCCUGACCCAAGUGGAGUACCCUAUCCAACCCUGGACCUAAACCUCAGAAUCCUCAGGAUACUCAGACUUCCUGAAUAUCACAAAACAGACUCUAGGGAAGGACCUCUGAGCCUUAACCUGGACAGGAGCAUGAGGAGAAGCUCGAGUUGUUUGGCCUGGUAGGGAAUUAGUCCCUAUUCUGGAAGCUGAUGGUCCCUUCUGAUUGGUGCAGAAGGAAGAUGCCCAGGGGAGUGUGAGUCCCUGUCCCAAGAGUAGGUCUGCCCCACAGAGGGUAGGUAGCUGGUCCCAGAGCACAAGGUUGCAGACCGCAUCCCUGAAGCAACCAGAUAAGGGCUGAUUAUUGGGUUAUGACUUGGUUUACGUUUCACAUAGAGAGCAGGACAGGAGGGUUGAAAUUUCCAGACCGAGAGAGGAAAAUUCUUCAAGGUGCCCAGGGCACUAAACUUAGUAGCUUGCCCCCACCCUUUGCUGGUCUCAGCUUCCUGGAAAGGACCGGAGGAGGAAGAGGAGGCAUAGUUUUGCAUUGGGAUGGAGGGAUUAAGGGGAAGAGGAGGUAAGGGCUGGAUACAGGAUUAAAAGAGAAGUGACCGGAAGGAGAUGGGAGCUUGGGGUUUUAGCAAGAGUAUGGGAUGCAAAGGGUGUAAGGGUUGGUUGUGGGGGUGGGGGGCAGUUCUUCCAGGCCAACAAUAGAGAGAAAAAGGAAUUUGAAUAGAAUAAAGGAGAGAUAAUUGAGCAAUUGAGCUCUGGAAUCUGAUGUCUCAAAAAGUCAAGGACUGGAAGCCCCAGGCCCCUGCUGGUAGGAGGCUGGCAUCUCUGGAACAGGACUUGGCAAAAACAGGAAGGUAAGGUUUCUUGGGUCUUUUACCUGUUUGACAGCAGCAACCUGGCACCAAAGAACUUUGAUCUUCCCUCAUGUGCGCUCUUAUCUACUUCAUCCUUCCUCUGUCUCAUCUUCCUGGGAAAAGCAACCCGCACCUCAGUUAUCCCCAAGGCACCACAUUACCACCCAAAAGGGACUCCUCCCAGCUUCUCACUCUGAAUGUGACUGGCCCAGGUGAGACGACUCCUCAGCCAAAAGGUCUGCUUUCGGGACCCAUUCCCAUCAAUGUCUGCUGAUAAGACAAGCAGGCUAGGACAGGAAACAGGGAGGGGAAAACGAAAGCAAGCUGGUGCCAGCCUGCCCUGUGCUCCCACCCUACCCACAGUGCCCCCAUCAGAAUUUGGGUAUGCUAGUGUGAUAGUGUGGUGGGAUGAUUGUGAAAACAGAACUGUGUGGGAGUGGGACUUUGAGUGUAACUGAGGCUAUAUGAUUCCGUCUGGGGUUGUCUGACCAUGUGAGGUUGAUCCAGUGACUGAGGUGUGACUGUGAAUGGAUAACUACAGGUAUGAGUGUGAAUGUCCUCACUGGAUGCCACUAUGGAUCCUCUGCCCCCCUUACUGUACCAUCAGCCCCCACGUGCAUAACCCAUCUCCCCAGCUUCUCUGCCCAGAACUUAGAAGCCCAUGGGAAACGGCAGUCCUAAAAAAGGAGGGGUUUGUGGCACAGGGGUCUGUGGUAAUUAGAGCCCAGGAAUGUCACAAGAUGAGCAAUACAUCUUCACCUGCGGCUGACUCACCUGGUGCCCCAGGUAUAAAAGGCACCCAGAUAACAGGUAGGGAAGGAGGAGAGAGAAGGAAGCAUCCAGGCUGAGCAUCAUGAAGGGACCCUCGCCCACCAGCGGCCUCCUGCUGUUCCUGUUGUUCCUGAGCCCAGACCCUGGAGGAGCGUUGCUACUGCCAUUCAGCCCUGCAUGCUGUACUCAGCUCUACCGACAGCCACUCCCAAACAAGCUACUGAGGAGGGUCAUCCGAGUGGAACUUCAGGAAGCUGACGGGGACUGUCACCUCCAGGCCUUCGUGCUUCACCUGUCUCAACGCAAGGUCUGCAUCCACCCCCAGAACCGCAGCCUGAUUCGGUGGUUUGAGCGCCAAGGGAAGAGGCUCCAGGGAACUCAGCCCAACCAGAGUUUGGAGCUCAUAGGGAAAAUGGGCUGGGACCCCCAGUAGCCAAAGUAAUAAAGCAGCGAUGCACAAUA